This is a messenger RNA of Blastocystis hominis, 378 nucleotides long. RefSeq lists its product as hypothetical. Lineage: Eukaryota; Bigyra; Opalinata; Blastocystidae. The record is from RefSeq and is a predicted model, not a curated record. The transcript has 3 exons. The coding region runs from base 88 to 378 and encodes 96 amino acids.
UCUAUGUUUGCUUUGUCGAAAGCUUCUUGCGCUUUACGUAGUGUGCUGCGUAUGCAGCAGUCACUCUAUAGCACUUCCUCGGUGCUAAUGGAGAAAUUCAACAUUGUUGUUCCACCAAUGGGUGAAUCAGUGAAGAGCGGAACUCUCGUUCAGUGGGAAAAGUCUGUGGGUGAUUUUGUCGAUUUGGAUGAUGUCGUGGCAGUGAUCGAGACAGAUAAGGUGAGUAUGGAUGUGCGCUGUGAUAAGGCGGGCUACUUGGUCAAAACACUGGUUCAACCAGAUGAGACUGUGAAGGUUGGAUCUGUUAUCGCAGAAAUGGACACAGAGAAGAAGUGUUUUGUUUGUUUACAAACAAUCACGGAACAACUGAAGAUUUGA